This is a messenger RNA of Rotaria sp. Silwood1, 441 nucleotides long. Lineage: Eukaryota; Metazoa; Rotifera; Eurotatoria; Philodinida; Philodinidae. The record is from the annotation of a GenBank genome assembly.
AUGGAGAAUCAAACAUUAAAGACAAUCAAAGCUGGCUCCAUAUGCACAGUUGAAAAUGGAAAUGGCAAAUUUGGUAUUGUAAAAGUACUUGUUAUCGAUGAUAAACAAAUUCAUGUGACGAUAUACAAAAAUAAAUAUGAUCUACGACCAUCUCAAAUAGACCUGUCAACAUUAAGCUGUGGCUCUUUAUAUGAUGCAGACGAAGAAAUUGGUGUUGGUCAUGCUCCGCUAUUUAGAGAAGGAUUUAACAAUUGGAAACCAAUAGUUAUAGAUUAUGAAGAGGUUACAUCAGAUAAUCUUGAUGGCUAUGAAAUAUGGAAAAAUGAUCCACGCGCAGGGCUGUGGCCGGUAUCCUGUACACUAUGUGACCUCGCUGAAGCAUGUAGAAUUGCUCGUAAACGUAGUACUACCAGCCGCGAUUUUUUUUGUCCGUUCUGUUGA